AUGGCCAAUCCUUUGACGAACCCCACUCUGGCCUUCGCCAUCACAGGGCUGCUCGCCACUGGCACUUACCUCUGCACUAAGCUGUACCACAGACGUUUCAAGCAGAAUGCCCACAUUCCUCAGCUUCCUCCUUCUUUUCUUUGGGGCCAUCUCAUGGUGUUCUAUGAGUUCACCAAACGAGGCAUCCCAGAUCACGCAAUCCUUGCGGAUAUGCAUGAAACCUUAGGGAAACCGCCCAUAAUGCUGGUUGACAACUGGCCCGUUGUACCUCCCAUGGUAUUGAUCGCUAGUCAUGAAGUUGCCGAGCAAGUGUCACGACCUUCGAAGCACUUCCCGCAGUACGGCACACCCAAGGCGCCCUCUGUAGACCGUAUUAAUGACGAAUGGAAAGGGGUUCGCAGGAGAUUCAACCCAGGCUUUGCGCCACAACACCUCAUUACUCUGUUGCCCGUAAUCAUGGAGAAGACAAAGCCUUAUUUGAAAGCCAUUGAUGGUUUUGUCAGCUCAGGAGAAGAUUUCCCGCUCGACCAGCUAACGACAAAUCUUACCUUUGACGUGAUUGGAGCAGUCACCAUGGGCGAGGACAUGAACGCCCAAGAAUUUGCUUCCUCUGGCCAGGACCAGCUCAUUAACAUGUUCAAAGAAAUGAUAAAGACAUACGGAGACGACAAGCUCCACGCGCCUUGGUGGCUAGCCCCUCGGGUUUAUUUGAGGCGACGUCGUCUGGGUGAAAGAAUAUCGCAGCAUUUGAGGCAGAUUGUCCGUCGCAACUUCGAUGAGAUGAACUCCGAUGCCCAUGGUGAAGUCUCCAGCAAUCGUCCCCGGACCAUCUUAGCGCUCAGUCUGCAGGAAAUUGAGUCGCUCACGCCGCAGAUCAUGGAGGAAACGUGUGACCAGCUCAAAACCUUCCUCUUCGCCGGCCACGAUACAACGAGCACCACAAUCGUGUGGAGCAUCUAUGAGCUUUUCCGGACUCCUCAUGCACUAAAGGCUGUCCGAGAUGAGCUUGAAACCCUCUUCGGGCCGGGGACAGGUCCACAAGGCUCCGCCACAGUCGAGGAGAGGAUGCUGGCUCCGGAAGGGCGGGAGCUUAUCCAUCGCAUGACCUACAUCUCUGCCGUCAUCAAAGAGGUUCUGAGGUUGCAUCCCCCGGCUGGCUCCAUCCGCGUAUCCAAGCCCGGCAGUGGGCUCGUGGUCACCACGCCGCAAGGGGAAUAUAACCUCGACGGCAACUGGAUAUACCUGAAUCACAGCAUUAUUCACCGCGACCGUUCUGUGUUUGGGGACACGGCAGAUGACUUCGUGCCUGAGCGCUGGCUACAGGCCGACGACGACGCUAGCUGCCCAGCAAGUGCGUGGAGGCCAUUUGAGAGGGGCCCGAGGAGCUGCAUCGGGACGGAACUAGCUAACAUUGAAGCUCGCGUCAUUAUCGCCAUGCUUGUCCGUCGCUAUGAAUUCAUCAAGGUUGGCCUGGGUGAGAUGGACGUCGACGCUGGCGGUCAGCCGAUCGUUGAUGCCAAGGGCCAACUGAAGACCAAGUCUGAGUUAUACUCUAUGGAAUGA
Messenger RNA from Diaporthe amygdali, 1563 nucleotides. RefSeq lists its product as uncharacterized. The record is from RefSeq and is a predicted model, not a curated record. The transcript is spliced from 5 exons. The coding region runs from base 1 to 1563 and encodes 520 amino acids. Gene Ontology annotation, molecular function: heme binding; iron ion binding; oxidoreductase activity, acting on paired donors, with incorporation or reduction of molecular oxygen. Lineage: Eukaryota; Fungi; Ascomycota; Sordariomycetes; Diaporthales; Diaporthaceae.